GUUGACUCGUCAAAUAUAAAGAAAUUUCACAUACCGACUUUGCGUGGGGAGCAAAGAACAGAUUACUUCAUAUAAACUAAUCAAAGAAUGUUUCCUUACAUUCGAUUAAAGCUACUAUCCAAUCCCUUUGCCAGCAAGAAUUUGGAACACCCAUUGCUUUGAUUUUGAGUCUUUUUUGCAUUGGGCAAAGAACAGCCCCGCCAUGGACGGAGGGAAGGGCGUGGUGGAGGAAGAACAGAAACCUGCUGGUGAUGAGGUGAUAGUGGAUUGUUCUGAUUAUUUACACCAAAUGUUCGAUGAAGUGCCUGUUCCAGUUCGACAAUGUUCUUUUGUCAAAGUUUUGCCACUUGAGAAUCCUGAAGUAGAUGCCAUGAUCAAGAAAGCUGAAGAGACGAUUGAAAAGAUGAAUCAAGAUCAAGUUCUGUUAGCUCAGAAGAUAAGGAAAAGAGUUAUGGAUGGCGAUGAUGUGAGGGCAAAAUUAUGCAUGAUAAAUUACUAUGAUAACUGUGGAACCUUCCUAAAUUGGGACAGAGAGAGAUUGGAUAUCCUGCAUCUAUCAUUAGAUAAACUGACUUUUGCAAACAGAGCAUACAAAGAGAAAUCGAUUAACUCAUGCUUGUCGGGAGGGGAAGUUGAUAAGCAGAAACUGUCAUUUUCGAUAGUACAUGGCCGUAAAAACAUGGCUGAUGAGAGAAAUCUAUUAAAGGAGAUCAAAGCAAGCAAAGGGAAGGAUGAUGGCAUGACAGUAGAAGAACUCUAUGCUCCUAUUCAACGCCUAAAAGAGCAAUGGGAUCGUGAGAAAGCCGCUAAAGAUGCUGACCGUAGUAAAACCAUUCUCAAAGACAUCAGACAACAUAAAAUUGCUAGAGAGCAAGCUAUUGCUGAUGCUGUUGUGAAUGGAAAAUUGUGGAACUCCUUGGGCUCACAAGAAGCCAUACGAGCAGAAUUGCAGGAGGAACUCAGCUACGAAUCAGGUGAGGUUGAGUAUAAUCACGAAAAAAUAAAUACCAAAAUUAUCAAGUUAAAAAAAAAGUUGGAGAAGAUAGAAAAGGAUAUAAGUUCUCUGCAGAAACGCUUGAAAGCUAUCAAUCGAAAAAAGGGCGCGACAUACACCAUCAUUCUUAAGCUUAAGAAGCAAUACGAAGAGGAGAACGCUGGUCCCUCUCCCAAAGAAAGUCAAAGUACUUGCUGAGAAGAAAGCAUUGCAGCACUUCAAAAAUUAUCUCAAGCACAGGUUGAAAAGGUUAUACAACAGUGGAAUAACUGCCGAGAUUUCAAAAGCGAUUACGAACAGAGUUGAUGUUCAUUGAUUCAAAUCAUAGUUGAUCAAAGAUGUAACUUAUUAGUUUCUUUAGUAACCAAAUGUUGUAGCAUCAAAUGGUUGUCCGAUCAAACAUUUUUUUGAACUUGUGUCCUUGUAAGUAUAUAUGUCAAACAAUUUACAUAUGCUUGAAGAGUUUGUUUGGUCAUUUGUUGCUUCAAUGUUUCCAUUUCUGUAAGUAUGUCUCUGAGGUCAUAUUCAAAAGUAUUGAUGUCUAUUGAUUCAAAGUUGCAAUGUAUUCAGAUUUUUUGUUCGGAAGCAACAAUAAAUUUUCUUGAACA
Messenger RNA from Cucumis melo (muskmelon), 1602 nucleotides. RefSeq lists its product as uncharacterized. The record is from RefSeq and is a predicted model, not a curated record. NCBI's taxonomy places the organism in Eukaryota, Viridiplantae, Streptophyta, Magnoliopsida, Cucurbitales, Cucurbitaceae. The transcript is spliced from 8 exons. Bases 203 to 1192 code for a protein of 329 amino acids.